AUGUAUAGAAAGGUCGCAUUCAGCCUGUUGGCUGCCGCCGCCGCCGUCUCGGCUUCGGACGUCACCCAGCUCAAGAAGGACACCUUCGACGACUUCGUUGCGUCGAACGACCUCGUCCUCGCAGAGUUCUUCGCCCCUUGGUGCGGACACUGCAAGGCCCUCGCCCCCGAGUACGAGGAGGCCGCCACCUCCCUGAAGGAGAAGAACAUCCAGCUGGUCAAGGUUGACUGCACUGAGGAGGCCGACCUGUGCCAGUCCUACGGUGUUGAGGGUUACCCUACCCUCAAGGUCUUCCGCGGAAAGGACAACAUCACCCCCUACUCUGGCCAGCGCAAGGCCAACGCCAUCACAUCCUACAUGAUCAAGCAAUCGCUCCCCGCCGUUUCCGAGGUCACCAAGGAGUCGCUCGCCGACUUCAAGAACACCGACAAGGUCGUCCUUGUCGCCUACCUCGACGCCUCCGACAAGGAGUCGAGCGAGGUUUUCUCCAAGACUGCUGAGAAGCUCCGCGACUCGUACCCCUUCGGUUCGAGCAGCGACGCUGAGUUGGCCGAGGCUGAGGGUGUCAAGGCCCCCGCCAUCGUCCUCUACAAGACCUUUGACGAGGGCAAGGCCACUUUCUCCGAGAAGUUCGACGCCGAGGCCAUUGAGAAGUUCGCCAAGACGGCUAGCACCCCCUUGGUCGGCGAGGUCGGCCCCGAGACCUACUCUGGAUACAUGUCUGCCGGUCUUCCCCUGGCCUACAUCUUCGCCGAGACGGCUGAGGAGCGCAAGGAGCUCGCCGACAGCCUGAAGUCUCUGGCUGAGGAGUACCGCGGCAAGAUCAACUUCGCCACCAUUGAUGCCAAGCAGUUUGGUGCCCACGCUGGCAACCUGAACCUGCCCACCGACAAGUUCCCGUCGUUCGCCAUCCAGGAGACCGUCAAGAACCAGAAGUUCCCCUACAACAUUGAGAAGAAGAUCGACCUCGCCUCGAUCAAGGCCUUCGUCGAUGACUUCGCCGCUGGCAAGGUCGAGCCCAGCAUCAAGUCUGAGCCCAUCCCCGAGACCCAGGAGGGCCCCGUCACCGUCGUCGUCGCCAAGUCGUACAACGACAUUGUCCUCGAUGACACCAAGGAUGUUCUGAUUGAGUUCUACGCCCCGUGGUGCGGUCACUGCAAGGCCCUGGCCCCCAAGUACGACGACCUUGCUACCCUGUACGCUAAGAGCGAGUUCAAGGACAAGAUUGUCAUUGCCAAGGUUGACGCCACUGCCAACGACGUUCCCGAUGAGAUCCAGGGAUUCCCUACCAUCAAGAUGUACCCUGCUGGCGCCAAGACCGAGCCCGUCACCUACAGCGGCUCGCGCACUGUUGAGGACCUGAUCAAGUUCGUCAAGGAGAACGGAAAGUUCAAGGCUGAGGUUGAGGAGAAGACCAUCGAGGAGACCCCCGUUGCCCCUGCCGCCACCGAGAGCACCAGCAGCGAGGCUGCCAAGGAGAGCACUCACGAUGAGCUUUAG
Molecule: messenger RNA, 1500 nt
Organism: Neoarthrinium moseri
Lineage: Eukaryota; Fungi; Ascomycota; Sordariomycetes; Amphisphaeriales; Apiosporaceae
Exons: 4
Coding region: 1-1500 (499 amino acids)
Biological process (GO): response to endoplasmic reticulum stress; protein folding
Cellular component (GO): endoplasmic reticulum
Molecular function (GO): protein disulfide isomerase activity
Source: RefSeq, a predicted model, not a curated record